AUGGCGCAGCCAACGCCGGUCGGAGCAAACGGCGCUUCGACUCCUUCCAACGACGAGAACGGACACCUCGCCGUCCCGGGCAAGCGAAAACGCGACAGCAAGGACGGUGCGGUUGGAGCCGAAAUGACGAGUGUUGAAGAACAGAAGCCGGCCGCACCCCACCGAUGGGCUGCGGGGGAGCAAAAGGAUCUAAUAAAGUCGUACUUUGAUGUUUUGAAGAGUAUCGACGUUGAGCCCGCCAUUCUAAAACGACCAUUAGGGGACCGUAAAGUUCAGGAUGAGCCCGACACGAAGCGACAAAAGUCCUCUGACCCGUCGUCGGUGAGGUCAAUAUCGGACAAAAUUGCUGCCGAUUCGUAUACCCAUAUCGAACAUGUUGCCUCUGAUGUUGUAUCUGCCACCGAUGCCGCAUUGUCAGAAAUCAGGGCCAGGGUCCCGGAUGGCUCCGGCAGCGCGGGAAGUACCAAAUUAGCAGUCCGCAUUGCCGAAUUCAAGGCGCAAGCCCUCGCGAUUAUGGAGCGGGAGAAGGCAUAUCCCAGAGUUGCGACCUCCGAGGCCAUCAACGGCCAAGUUGAUUCCAAAGCUGCGUCGUGUAAGAGCCAGGCAAUUCUGUCGGUGGUUGGCUACGCGCCGCAGGAAAGACGUCUGUUUUCGAGUCUGCCAUUAUCUCAGGAUAUUGACCUGACAGAGCUCAAUCUGCCGCCUGGCGUCUCCUUUUCGCGCCUUGUUCCCGCCAACACACAAGAGCGAACGCAGACAUUGGGUGAAUUGUUUAGCCCUCCUCGACCACUACCUCCCUUGCAACCGCCCAAACAACCCAAAACCCAAGCCAAGGGCAACACGCUGGACUUUUAUCACCCUGAUUUAGCAGACACUGCCACGUACCGUGGAGCCUGUUACUUCGGCACAAAGCUUUCGUCAGGUUACUAUCUUGACUACAGCAACGCUACGCCAUCAUAUCAGACCAAGACCAAACAGCGAGAGCGCGCCCAAAGUCUUGCUGGCAAGAAGCCAUCUACUUCCGAGUUGGAGAUGUCGGAGAUGGAAUCCCUUUUCAGAGGCGCCUUUUCUACUUUUGCCCCAUGUAAGGAUGACUCAGGAGCGGUUAUCCCAUCAGGAACUGUUGGUAAGAUGUGGUGGCACAAGAGCGGCUCCAAGAAUUUUCAGAGGAUGAUCGAGGUUGAAUACUAUCCGGACAUUGCGGACGUGGAUGCAUUUCACCCCAGCCCUAGAGGCGAGGAACUCGACGAAGAUGCUGUGCAGGAAGCCAUUGAUAACUGGGAUGAUGAUGCCGUUGACCCUUCGCUCGAGGACGCAAUGGGCACCAAGCGUGACCAGAGCCAGAAGGAGGUUGAUGAUGUUCUUGAUGAAGUCAGCGACUUGAUCGGAACCCUGGCUUCCUAUCAGCGUAUUCGCAACCUCACGCUGCCUAAUUCUCAAAAUCGCCAAUCCAGCGACCCCGUCAAUGGUGACAUGCUGGCUAAUUCCGGACCUCAACCCUCAGAAGAAGAACAGGCCACUUAUGAGAUGCUCAAGGCUCAGCUGGCUUUGAUUAUCAAGACCCUACCGCCAUAUGCAGUGGCCAAACUGAACGGAGAUCAGCUGGAUGAUUUGCUCAUCAGCACCAAGAUUCAGGUUCGGACAGAUCAAUACCGGGGUGUCAUGGAGGAAGACGAUGCUGGUCAGCAGCAGCAGCAGCAGCAACAACACGUCGCAGCUCAAGCAGCCCAAGCAGCCCAGGCGAAUGCUCGGCCGCCCUUGCAACGCUCUGCCAGUAUUUCCACGCCCUACGCAAAUCAGUAUCAACACCCGCCUCAGUACGGUACACCGACGCGAACCCCCUCACAUCCUCAGCAAUAUUUCCGAUCUAUGCCGACUCCCAACUAUCACCAACCUCGGACUAUGGGCAGUCCCGCGCCACAGCAUCCUAGACCACCGCAGCCAAACCAAUACACUCGACCUAACGGCUAUCCAAAUCAGUAUGCCACGCAACUGGCCAAAGCACAGACUCCUUACGGCCAUCAGAACAUGCCCCAGGCCCAUCAACAGCGGCCACCACAAUACGGCCAACUUCAACAACAGGGUGUUCCGAAUGCUACGCGAUUCCAAUAUCAACAGCAGUUCCAGCAGCAACCGCCACCACAACCGCCGCCACCUGGGCCUCCGGGGCAGCCCAAUUAUGGUGCAUAUAUGAAUGGCGCCGGCAUGCCGCCUAGGAACAUGUCGCCGCAAGUUCCCCCGCGACACCCUUAUAGCCCAUCACCAAACAUGCAGCAAGCUCAACAACGGUUUGGGACCCCGGGUCAAGGCAAUCCACAAAUGGCCCGGCAUGCCAGCAAUCCAGGACCGCACCCUCAAUACAACCAGUCUCCCGGUCUUACCGGCUACCACACUGUCAUUCCCGAGGCCCAGCAACAACGAAUUCUGGAGCAAGCCAAGGCACGAGUUGCUGCGCAAGAGAGGACUGCCAUGUUUGGCGACAAGAUGCAGCCAGGUUUUCCCGGGAUGCCCAUGGGAUACGGCGGUAACGUGGAUGCGAAUCGCAUGGCAACAGCUCGUGCGAACCUCAUGAACCAGCAGAAGCCACAAACACCCGUUGGUCAGCGACAAGGUAUAAACGGCACACCCCAGUCGCAAUACGUCCCUCCAUCAAAAGUAACUCCGGUUCCCGUGCCCCCCAUCCCCGGUGCCGGACAGCAGCAGCCGCAAUCGGGGCAGCAACCGCCUCAGGGUUUCCCUGGUCUCGAGUCAUAA
Molecule: messenger RNA, 2754 nt
Organism: Metarhizium album ARSEF 1941
Lineage: Eukaryota; Fungi; Ascomycota; Sordariomycetes; Hypocreales; Clavicipitaceae
Exons: 3
Coding region: 1-2754 (917 amino acids)
Source: RefSeq, a predicted model, not a curated record